AUGGAAAACCUUGCGGAGAACGACAUGCUUGUCGACAACUACGAACAAUACCCCAAUGAGAAGACUGAUAUUGUUGUUGUCUCUCGCUCAGGCUCCGAUGAGCCCGAGCCUGCGCCUUCUGCAACUGACCAUGCCGCCAUGAUGGCACGAGUCCUGCCGAAGCCCGCCGACCUCGAAGCCGAAGAAGAGACCCAUAAUGUUUGGCACAUUAAGGAUUGGAGGAAGUCGGAACGCAAAUUGCAUGGGCCGGUCUUUAACUGCGGCGGAUCUCCUUGGCGAAUCCUCUUCUUCCCGUACGGAAACCACUCCGAACAUGCCUCGUUUUACUUAGAGCAUGCCUGGGAAGGUGAACCACCUCAAAACUGGUACGCCUGUGUGCAAUUCGCUCUGGUCCUAUCAAACGUCAAGGAUCCCUCUAUUCACGUCUCUCACGUUGCAACCCAUCGAUUCACUGCGGAUGAGGGAGACUGGGGAUUCACCCGAUUCUAUGAUAUCCGAACCCUUUUCAACGAGCCUUGGGAAGGCAAAGGCGUGCCACUGGUGCAAGAUGACGAGGCCAUUAUCACAGCAUAUGUCCGCGUCGUCAAAGAUCCUACCGGUGUGCUCUGGCAUAGUUUCCAGAAUUAUGAUUCCAAGAAAGAGACCGAUAUGGUAGGACUUCGAAACCAGGGUGCUACCUGCUACCUGAACUCGCUCUUGCAAUCGCUUUAUUUUACCAAUGGUUUCCGGAAGGCUGUUUACCAAAUCCCCACCGAGGAAGAAUCUACUCGUGAAAACAGCGCAUGGACUCUUCAAAGACUCUUUUACAACCUGCAAACCAGCGACACGGCGGUUUCCACAAACGAGCUGACCGUCUCUUUCGGCUGGGACUCUAGACAGGCAUUUGAGCAGCAGGAUGUCCAGGAACUUUCACGAAAACUAAUGGAACGACUAGAGGAGAAGAUGAAGGGCACGGUUGCGGAGAAGGCAUUGCCUGACAUGUUUGUAGGCAAGACAAAGACCUAUAUUUCUUGCAUCAAUGUCGAUUAUGAAUCUUCACGCGUGGAGGACUUCUGGGAUAUUCAGCUGAAUGUUCGAGGUAACAAGACCUUGGAUGACAGCUUCCGCGAUUAUAUCCAGGUUGAGACGCUGGAAGGCGAGAAUAAGUAUGAUGCAGGCCCCCCACAUGGCCUGCAAGAUGCGAAGAAAGGUGUGAUCUUUGAAAGCUUCCCACCGGUCUUGCACCUACACCUCAAGCGAUUCGAGUACGACCUGAAUGCUCUUACGAUGAUGAAAGUGAAUGACCGACACGUUUUCCCUAUGGAAUUUGAUGCUGCCCCUUAUCUCUCCGAGAAUGCCGACAUGUCCGAGCCUUGGACUUAUGAGCUGCAUGGAGUCCUGGUUCACAGUGGUGGCUUGGAUGCGGGUCACUACUACGCGUUCCUGAAACCUACUAAGGAUGGAAACUGGUACCGCUUUGAUGACGACCGAGUGAAUCGUGUCACGGAGAAGGAAGUUCUGGAGGAGAACUAUGGUGGAGAGUAUGAAUUGGCGAAUGGAGCCACUGGUGUUCGACAGCCAUACACCCGAACUCUCUCAACGAAGCGGUCAAUGAACGCGUACAUGUUGGUCUACAUUCGGAAGACACGAGUGGAUACUGCUUUAUUCCCGAUCACGAAAGAAGAUGUUCCUUCCCACAUUGAGACGCGCUUGGCCGAAGAUCGGGCGGAAAAUCUUCGCCGCAAGAAGGAGAGAGAAGAGGCUCACCUGUAUAUGAGCAUUGGCGUUCUGACUGAGAAGUCCUUCCAAUCUCAUCACGGGUUUGACUUGUUCAGCCCUGAACUUCCCGCUGAAGAUCCAGCGCAACCCACCCAGUACCGUGUUCUGCGGUCAAAGAAAGUAGGAGAGUUCGCGAAGGAAAUGGCAGAUGAACGAGGUCUCAGUGCCGAUUCCGUCCGCUUCUGGGUGAUUGUCAACCGUCAGAACAAGACCGCCAGGCCUGAUCAGAUUGUCACUGACCUAGAAAUGACCGUUGAUGAUGUUUAUACGAAAUUUGGUACCAAGGGUAACGCUUUCCGGCUUUGGAUGGAGGUUUUGCCGGACGGUCAAUCUUGGCCUGAGGGCAAUGACUCGGCUUUGAUCUUUUUGAAGAACUUUGAUGUGGUAACUCAAACUCUGAGCGGUGUUGGGCCUGUUUAUGUACCCAAAAGUCAGAAGGUUGGCGAUCUGGGACCUGUCAUUCUCCAGAAGAUGAACUGGCCUGUGGGUACUGAGUUUAUGCUCUUCGAAGAGAUCAAGCAUAACAUGAUCGAUGUUAUGAAGCCUAAGCAGACAUUCCAGCAGUCUGAGAUCCAGGACGGUGACAUCAUUACGUUCCAACGGACAACAAAGGAGUCAGAACUACCAGCCUCAGCCCUAUACACAGAUGCCCGACAGUUCUACGAUUAUCUGUUGAACCGCAUGGAUGUUACCUUUGCCCCUAUCUCGGCUUCCGAGUCCGAGGAAUUUAUCCUGACUCUCAGCAGGAAGAUGACCUAUGACCAGUUUUCGAAGAAGGUGGGCGAACACUUGAAUGUGAACCCUACCCAUCUGCGGUUUGCGCCAGUCAUGGCCAACACGGGCAAAGCCAAGCCUUUCCUCAAGCGAGUCAACACUUCAACACUAGCCCAAAUCCUCAACGGCACAUAUGGCACAUAUGGCUACACUAUGCAUCGAUCGGAUGCUUUGUACUACGAAGUUCUAGACAUGAGUCUCAGCGAUUAUGAAACCAAGAAGUGUUUCAAGGUGACAAUGCUCACUGAAGGAAUCACCAAGGAAGAGACUGUCGAGAUCCUGGUGGGUCGCAACGGAAACGUCGCUGAACUUCUUGAGGCCCUGCAGCAAAAGUCAAAGCUUGACGAUGAAGCUUUCCAGAACAUGAGGCUUUUUGAAGCUCAUGGUGGAAAGUUCUACAAGGAGCUUCGUGAGGAUUUCAAUGUGGCUUCCAUCAAUGAAUACUCCACACUGUAUGCGGAACGAGUUCCCGCUGAAGAGCUGAACAUGGAAGGCGAGGACCGAUUAAUCAACGCCUACAACUUUGACCGAGAGCCCAGCCGCCCUCACGGAGUUCCCUUCAAAUUUGUUGUCAAGCCUGGUGAGAUCUUUAAGGAGACCAAGGAACGUCUCUCAAAGCGCACAGGCAUCAAGGGAAAGCCUUUUGAGAAGAUCAAGUUUUCCGUUGUUCCCCGCAACUCUUUCCCAAGCGCCAAGUACAUUGAAGAUGAUGAUAUCUUGUCAGACGUUGCUGGUCCUGAUGACCUUCUUGGCCUGGACCAUGCCAGCAAGAGCCGUGGAUUCUGGGGCAAGAGUGAGAGCUUUUUCAUUCGAUAA
Molecule: messenger RNA, 3348 nt
Organism: Penicillium verhagenii
Lineage: Eukaryota; Fungi; Ascomycota; Eurotiomycetes; Eurotiales; Aspergillaceae
Product: ubiquitin-specific protease UBP15
Exons: 10
Coding region: 1-3348 (1115 amino acids)
Biological process (GO): regulation of protein stability; protein deubiquitination
Cellular component (GO): nucleus; cytosol
Molecular function (GO): cysteine-type endopeptidase activity; cysteine-type deubiquitinase activity; protein binding
Source: RefSeq, a predicted model, not a curated record